Molecule: messenger RNA, 586 nt
Organism: Bactrocera latifrons
Lineage: Eukaryota; Metazoa; Arthropoda; Insecta; Diptera; Tephritidae
Exons: 2
Coding region: 38-373 (111 amino acids)
Source: RefSeq, a predicted model, not a curated record
GUUGUUUAUUCUACUUAUUUUUUUAAAUCCUUGGAAUAUGUCAGAUAUAAUGGAAUUAUCUGACGAUAUCCGUGAUAUAUUUUGUAAAUAUAAGGAGAAGCAAAAGGCAGACCUUUUCCGAACGCUUAAUGACGUAAAAUGUUGUGAAUGCGGUCAUCAAUCACGUAUGCGGAAUGUUCAAAAUAAAGUAUCCAUCUAUCGGAAAAUGACAAUUUUUUAUCAAUUGAUUUUGUCCAUUUUAAUCGUAUUGCUUUUGAUGGCCUUUUACGCAUUAUGGGCUGCCAGACGUUAUAACCAUGUACGGCUCUUUGGAACUGGCGCUUGUGCCUCCACGUUUUUGUGGACAUAUGACGACUGCACUGUGGCUCAUUAGAUUAUUGUUGCUUUACUGUAUAAAAAAAAAAAACAAAAAAAAAAGUAGUUCUAAAUUGCCAGAAUAUGAAAUGUGUUACAUUCCAUUGUGUAGUAAAAAACAGAAGUUCCUUGCCUGCGAAAAACCUUGUUCGUGAGUCCGAAUUCCAUCCGAAUAUAAUGAACAAAAAAUUAAAAAAAAAAAAUAAAUUUUUUUAUUUACAUCUUCAUUCGA